AUGAUUCGCACACGUGCGCAGAUCGACACGGAAGAGUGGGAUUGGAUCCGUGACUCGGACGCGGAGAUGGUGCACUACCUCAACGAACCAGAACGGCAAGGAAUCACGCCUGAAGACGCCGCCGACUGGUGGCUGAAGAAGGUUGUCCCGGAGUUGCGGGACAAACGUGGGAAGAAACUUGUCGGACCUGCUUGUGCGAGUGACGAGGCAGGAGACAAGUGGCUUGCAACGUUUAUGGAUCUCGUGGGAAAGUCAGAAAACGGGAAUCCAGACUUUCUUGGUGUUCACUACUACAGCGGUGAUUUGGAACAUGCAAAACGGUACAUCACGUCUAUGCACGAGAAGUACGGCCUCGCACUCAAUGUUUCCGAGAUCGCGUCCAUUAGCCGCGACGGAACAGAGGUUGAGAGGUUCACAGAGAAGCUGAGCGAAUGGAUGGAUGGGCAAGAAUGGAUCGAUGAGUACGGCUGGUUUGGGUGCAUGGCACACUGUGCCGACGAUUUUGUUAGCCCCGCGGCGCAAUUGAUGGAUGAUAAAGGCCAGUUUACGCCACUUAUGAGGCUCCUAAUGAAGACGUCGUAG
Messenger RNA from Colletotrichum chrysophilum, 582 nucleotides. RefSeq lists its product as uncharacterized. The record is from RefSeq and is a predicted model, not a curated record. The transcript has a single exon. The coding region runs from base 1 to 582 and encodes 193 amino acids. Gene Ontology annotation, cellular component: fungal-type cell wall. NCBI's taxonomy places the organism in Eukaryota, Fungi, Ascomycota, Sordariomycetes, Glomerellales, Glomerellaceae. Gene Ontology annotation, biological process: fungal-type cell wall polysaccharide metabolic process.